Pyricularia oryzae 70-15 is the source of this 2096-nucleotide messenger RNA. Its product is annotated as peroxin 24. Gene Ontology annotation, cellular component: peroxisomal membrane. NCBI's taxonomy places the organism in Eukaryota, Fungi, Ascomycota, Sordariomycetes, Magnaporthales, Pyriculariaceae. Bases 271 to 1845 code for a protein of 524 amino acids. The transcript is spliced from 2 exons. The record is from RefSeq and is a predicted model, not a curated record. Gene Ontology annotation, biological process: peroxisome organization.
ACGUCAUCAGAGAAAGCGCCAACUGAUCGCCCCAACCUCGGAACUGUUUCCCCAACCAGCAACUCGCCCAGACAAAAACAAAUUGUAAAAUCGUAUCGACAGUAGCAUCACUCAUGAUUUUGAAAUUAUAGUCGACCUUCUAGGCGUUUUGUGAAACCGGAAUUUUAUUCAGUUCAUUUCGAAAGUUGGGUUGACAGGGUGUUCACCUUCCAAACGACCAACCUUGGAUGGCUGGUCAGGAUCACCUCUCGAAACAAACAGUUAUCCGAGAUGGACGAAUUAUCCUCACACGUUCUUACUCAAACCAACCCCAGCACCCCUGCGACGAGUGCAGCCGACUAUCGGGACGAUGAGGUGUUGGAGGGGGGUGAUGGCAGCCCCAACAAGGACAAGAAACGGAGGAGCCUCCGGAAUUUCUUGAAGGGCGGUGCAGAUAUGCAGGAUAAGCUUCUGGAGAAAUUACUCCAGCAGAUCAUUCCCAGUGACCUGGACUCCGCUGGCGGAGGUCUCAGCUUUACCGGUGAUGGGUCACCAUAUUCGAGGCCGGCGUUCAGCCUGCCGACCAUGUCUUACAACUUCCGCCGCUUCAACACUCGCAUCGGCGUCGUUUUCAAAGGACAAAUCAAAUUGGAGCGUCUUGUCACGUGGCGUCACCCAACUCGCACCCUUUCCUUCCUGGCAGUAUACACGCUUGUUUGCCUAGAUCCCUACCUCCUUUCCGUCCUCCCUAUGGUAUUACUCCUUACCGCCGUCCUUGUCCCAAGCUUCAUUGCCCGCCAUCCAGACCCACCAUCGGCCGGCUCCGCUCCAGGUCUGGCAUCGGGCGGCGGCGUGAGCGGCACCGGCGCCAAUGCCGCCAGUGUCCACGCCGACGAUGCGGCCCGAACCAGGAGCUACUCUUCCAAGCAGCACACCACGUACAACCCACGCGGGCCACCCGUAGCGCCGGCCCGCACUGUCAAGCCCGUCAAGGAGCUGUCCCGUGACUUCUUCCGAAACCUUGGCCAUCUGCAAAACACCAUGGCCGACUUCGUCACUGCCCACGAUGCCAUCGUGGAGACUAUGGUGCCCGCCACCAACUUCAGCGAUGAGGCUCGGUCGUCUGCCCUCUUUGUGGCUCUGUUCUUUGCCUCCGCCGUCAUGUCCAUUGCCGCCCAUCUUCUUCCUUGGCGUCUGCUGCUGCUCGUUGGCGGCUGGGCGGCCCUCAUCUCGGGUCACCCUGCCGUUCACCGUCGCGCCGCUGCCUAUGCCGCCCGUGGCCGGCCCAAGACGGAGAUGACUCGCGCCAAGACUCUACUCGAGCGCUUUGUCGACGCCGACAUCAUACUCGACCAGGCGCCCGAGACCAGGGAGGUGGAGAUCUUUGAGCUGCAACGUCGCAACUCCGGGGACGCGGACGAGUGGGAGCCCUGGAAGUUCAGCCCGACGCCGUACGACCCAAUGUCACCGUCCCGUCUCGGCGGAGGGAAUCCGCCGCAGGGCGCGCGCUACUUUGAGGACGUCCUGCCUCCCGAGGGCUGGGAAUGGAGCGAGAAGAAGUGGGCGCUGGAUCUCUUUAGCAGGGAGUGGGUCGAGGAAGGCAUCAUCACCGGAGUCGAGGUCGAGACGGAGGGUGAGAGGUGGGUGUAUGACAUGUACAACGAGAACGAGGGGGUCACUGGGGUGGUGGAGCAGCCUAUCUCCUCAUCUGACAUGGCUCGCAAGGGGAAAGGGCACACUAGGACCAUGACUCCGUCCACCGUGAGCUGGGAGGAGGGAUUUGAAGGGGUGGGCAAACGUGGCGAAUGGAGGCGUCGUAGAUGGACGCGGUUGGUUAGGAGGAAGAAGUUUGCCGGUACUGCGUGAGAUGAAUGAUAAUGAUGAUGUUGGCCUAAGGAAACGAACAAAUGUUUUAUAUACGUAUCUUGACAGUUUUGGCAGACAUAUACUGUGCCGGUGUUUGAUUUGACUUGCAAGUGGCCAUUUGGCGGUCAGGUUUUGUAUUCAUCAGCAGUAUGUCACAUCUUUCCAAUUAUAAUACAAGGCCAAAUCUGCAGCUGAGCUCGGUCUAGAAUACGGGUAUGGCUGCCGUUUGUAUGCCGGUCAACACGUGUAGA